UCAAAUUUGGAAUGUUAUAUAUGUGGUGAAAGUAAUGUUGAAGAAUUCGGCGAAUGUGCUUCACAAUUUCCCUAUGAUUGCUCAAGUUAUGCAAGCCGAUUUGAAGCAAAUGAAAGAAUUUUCUGUAGAACAACUCGACAAAAAACUGCAAAUAAUACUUAUAUGAUAAUGAAGGAAUGUAUCAGCCAAAAGGACCACUAUCGAACGUUUCCAAAAAAAGACUAUCCUUUAGAUGAAGAAUGUGAUUUAAUUGACAUUCAAGAGGUGGAAGUGGCUUAUUGUUUAUGUCGACAUAAUGAUUUAUGUAACAGUCAUUCCAUAGCCGAACAAUUUGUUGCCUUUCAAGAGGUAUCAAGGCUCCUUUUCAUGCUUUCAAGAUCAGAUUUCCGAAUUAUAAGAAUUCUAAAUUUGGGAUCUUAUAUAUGUGGUAAUAUUUAUAUUCAGUUCUUGUAUUUCACUAGCAUUAACUGA
Messenger RNA from Dracunculus medinensis (Guinea worm), 471 nucleotides. Lineage: Eukaryota; Metazoa; Nematoda; Chromadorea; Rhabditida; Dracunculidae. The record is from the annotation of a GenBank genome assembly.